This is a messenger RNA of Plasmodium relictum, 267 nucleotides long. Its product is annotated as conserved Plasmodium protein, unknown function. The transcript has a single exon. Lineage: Eukaryota; Apicomplexa; Aconoidasida; Haemosporida; Plasmodiidae. The record is from RefSeq and is a predicted model, not a curated record. Bases 1 to 267 code for a protein of 88 amino acids.
AUGAAUACAAUUAAUGAAUUUGAUAAUAUUAAUGAAAAUAAUAAUAAUGAAAAAGGAGAUUAUAUAAUAAAAUCUACUACAUUUGCUAAUAACGAAAAGAUGUUUGAAUGCCAUUCUAAGAUAGCACCUGUUGAUAAAAUUAACGUUAAUAAUGAAAAUAUUGAAAUAUUCAUAAAUAGUAAUAAUAUAACUAGUCAUAUAAAUAGCGUAAUGGGUUAUGUUAACAAUUUGUUUACUAAAAAAAUAAAUGAAAAAAAAGGAAAAUAA